Solanum lycopersicum (tomato) is the source of this 1185-nucleotide messenger RNA. RefSeq names its product ataxin-3 homolog. Lineage: Eukaryota; Viridiplantae; Streptophyta; Magnoliopsida; Solanales; Solanaceae. The record is from RefSeq and is a predicted model, not a curated record. Gene Ontology annotation, cellular component: nucleus. Gene Ontology annotation, biological process: protein deubiquitination. Gene Ontology annotation, molecular function: cysteine-type deubiquitinase activity.
CACAACAAAUAAGCAUACUUAAUUAGUUUUAACGCAACUUAUUGAUGAUAGUCGUAGGCUCGCCAGAAUAUGAGUAGACGUGUUAAUUAAAAAAGGGAGUGACCAAAAACUGUUUUUGUACUUCUAAAAGUGUCAGCAGUUACCUUCCAAAUAAACUUAACUUCACAUUUCCAAUUUCCUAAAUUUAUUUUCACAGAUAUUUUAAAACGAAAAUAGCAGUUUGUUGAUUGAAACCCUAACCAAAGGUUUCCCGAUAAGGCUAAAAAACAGUAAAGAGGAAGAAUGGAAGAAGUUAGCAAUGGAGGGAUGUUGUACCACGAGGUACAAGAAUCUAAGCUUUGCGUUGUACAUUGUGUAAACACCGUUUUACAGGGGCCUUUCUUCUCAGAGUUCGAUUUGGUUGCGGUAGCUUCCGAUCUCGAUCAUACGGAGCGGCAGAUGAUGGGGGUGCCAGUUUUGCAAAAGGUACUGGAGGUAUGGGAUCUUCAAAUCAUUCCACUGGAUAGCCCAGUUGCUGAGCUGGCUCAGAUUGACCCAGAACUGAGAAAUGCAUUUAUCUGUCACUUGCAGAACCAUUGGUUCUGUAUCAGGAAAGUAAAUGGGGAGUGGUACAACUUUGAAAGUCUCAAGCCGGCUCCUGAUCACCUCUCCAAAUUUUACCUUUCAGCGUAUCUUGACUCCUUAAAAGGCUUUGGCUGGAGCAUUUUCCUGGUGAGCGGAAAAUUUCCCAAGGAAUGUCCGAUCUCUUCCUCUGAAGCUUCUAGUGGAUAUGGACAGUGGCUGUUACCAGAAGAUGCGGAGAGGAUUACCAAGUCCUGCAAUGCUGCACAGAGAACAGGUAGCAGAAGUGGUCAAACUCAGUGGCAAUCUGUUCCCUACCGCCAAUACGAGGAACAAGGUAUGCUUUUAGAUGAAGAAGAUGAGGAUUUGAAAGUUGCAAUUGCUGCCAGCUUGCUGGAUGCUGCCCCCGCAGUCAGCACCAAACCUGAUACCUUGGAAAAUGAAAAUAAGGACAAUAGUGCAGCUAAUGCAUGACAAGGGAACAUUUUCAGUGUUUUAAGCCGGGAAAACUUAUGAACUGUUUUUUUUCCUCAUAAUUGCAUCCGAUACUGGAUACUAGUUCAUAAUUCUGCUGCAUAAACAGUGAUGUUGUUUCUUAUUUCAAAAAAUAAAUUAAAAACGAUA